AUGGCCGGAGGAGGUGGCGGUGAAGGAGCAUCUAUAGAGUAUACGCCGACUUGGGUGGUCGCACUUGUUUGUACUGUAAUUGUGGCCAUCUCUUUACUUGCUGAAAGACUCCUUCAUUAUGCCGGAAAGUUCUUGAUCAAGAAAAAUCAGGGUGCUCUUUUCGAAGCCUUACAAAAAAUAAAGGAAGAGUUGAUGCUGUUGGGAUUCAUAUCUCUGCUUCUGACUGUGUUUCAAAGCAGAAUUACUAAAAUAUGCAUCGCCAAGCACUUGACCGACGACUGGCUUCCUUGCAGCAAAUCUGAUAAAUCCAAAGGCGACGACAAAUCCAUAGAUCAUUUCCAAAGCAGCUUCUUCAUCUUUGGGCGCCGCCUUCUUGCUGCUGCAGAAGCACCGGCUGGCCAGGGUUACUGUGAGAAACAGGAUAAAGCACCACUGUUAUCUCUUGAUGCAAUACAUGAUCUACAUAUAUUUAUCUUCGUGCUGGCUGUCGUGCACGUACUUUUCUCUGCUCUAACGAUUCUGUUCGGAACCUUGAAGAUACGCCAAUGGAAACAAUGGGAAGAUUCUAUUCAGAAAAAGCAACAAGAUCCAAAAGAAGCGCAGCAAAGGACAGUAACCCAUGUACAAGAACAUGGUUUCAUCAAGCGCAGGUUUAAGGGAAUUGGUAAAGAUUUAGCUUUGUUAAGUUGGGUGCGUUCCUUUUUCAAACAAAUUUAUGGGUCUGUUAAUAAGUUAGACUAUGAAACUCUACGACGUGGAUUUAUUGUGACUCAUUAUAGGGACAAUCCCAACUUCAAUUUUUACAAGUACAUGAUGCGUGCUCUCGAAACUGAUUUUAAGAGAGUUGUUGGAAUACGUUGGUAUCUAUGGAUAUUCGUGGUUCUUUUCUUGUUGCUGAAUGUCAAGGGUUGGCAUGCAUAUUUUUGGAUAGCAUUCAUUCCCUUGAUUCUUUUGCUUAUUGUGGGCGCCAAACUUGAGCAUAUUAUUGCCCAAUUGGCAGAAGAGGUUGGGCAGAGACAUACAGCUAUUACAGGGGACUUAGUAGUUAGGCCUUCUGAUGAUCAUUUCUGGUUCCACAAACCACGCCUUGUCCUUGUUUUGAUUCAUAUAAUUCUGUUCCAGAAUUCAUUUGAGAUUGCAGUGUUCUUCUGGAUGUUGUUUAUAUUUAAAUUUGAUUCGUGCAUCAUGGGAGAAGUUGGUUACGUUAUCCCCAGACUCGUUAUAGGGGUACUUGUGCAGCUCCUUUGCAGUUAUAGUACCUUGCCAUUAUAUGCAAUUGUUGCACAGAUGGGAAGUUCAUUCAACAAGGCUAUAUUCGAGGAUCAUAUACAAGUGAAGCUUACUGGAUGGGCUGAAAAAGCAAAGAAGAACACGGCUCAGAGGAAAGCCGUCAAUGGCUCAAGCCAAGUUGGACAUAAAGAAUCUCUUUCGAAUGUCCAGCCACCAGCAGUCGGUGACGAGUCAAGAAUGGAAGAAGGCCGAGCCCUAGAAAUCGAAUCCGCUGCUACCUCAAAUGAACCUAAAUGA
Molecule: messenger RNA, 1527 nt
Organism: Fraxinus pennsylvanica
Lineage: Eukaryota; Viridiplantae; Streptophyta; Magnoliopsida; Lamiales; Oleaceae
Source: the annotation of a GenBank genome assembly